Molecule: messenger RNA, 927 nt
Organism: Rhizoctonia solani
Lineage: Eukaryota; Fungi; Basidiomycota; Agaricomycetes; Cantharellales; Ceratobasidiaceae
Product: mitochondrial carrier protein
Exons: 9
Coding region: 1-927 (308 amino acids)
Biological process (GO): transport
Molecular function (GO): transmembrane transporter activity
Source: RefSeq, a predicted model, not a curated record
AUGUUAUCCGAAGAUAGUAGUGCUUCUUCAAACGGGAAUCACAUACGAAUUGCAGGGGCGGUUGCGGGAGUUGCUGUUGGCCAUGGAUUCGAUACGAUCAAAACCAGGUUGCAGGUAGCACCCAUAGGCACAUACAAGGGUGCUAUUGAUUGUUUCUGGAAAACAGUUCGAAACGAGUCUCCCCUUGCGCUUUACAAGGGGGCGCUACCCCCCGCAGUUGCCUGGGGCGCAUCAGAUUCCUUAUUGCUCGGGUCGCUGCACAACUAUCGUUUGUUUUUGAUCAGACAUGGAGUUACCGAACCCAUUCCUGGUUCCUCGGAUCCCAAUGCGAAGCGGUUGACACUGUUCGGGCAUUGGCUCGCAGGUCUAGGAGCAGGUUGGACUGGGUCAAUAUUAGCUCACCCGAUGGAGACUCUCAAAGUCAAACUUCAAAUGCAAACACAGCGUGAUGUGAAAGACCGGCAAUACAAAGGCGUCAUAGAUGUUAUACGGCAAAUCUACCUCGUUCAAGGCCCGAUGGGCAUUUGGCGAGGAUUCGCAAGCAGCCUCGUGUACCGAAGUUCGUUUUGCUGGAUGUUUGCAUCGUACGAGGUCAUGAUGCGAACGGCAUCGCUCCUCAAUGGGACACGUUUUGAGAUGUCCACACCUACUGCGAACUUCCUAGCCGGAGGACUCUGUUCAUUUGCGUACUGGGUCAUGGGAAUUCCAUUCGAUAACAUCAAAAACCGAAUUCUCGCUGCACCCCUUGAUGCGCCGAGGUUACGUUUCUGGUCCGUCGCACGAGGGAUAUAUGCCACCCAGGGCUGGAGAGGAUACUAUGCUGGUUUAAGCUUGUGUAUCAUCCGAGCAUUCCCGGUGAACGCAUGUGCCUUUUUGGUAUACGAGUCUCUGAUGCGGGCGAUGGGCGCUGAGAAGACCCGGGCAUGA